This is a messenger RNA of Cyprinodon variegatus (sheepshead minnow), 735 nucleotides long. RefSeq names its product 5-hydroxyisourate hydrolase-like. Lineage: Eukaryota; Metazoa; Chordata; Actinopteri; Cyprinodontiformes; Cyprinodontidae. The transcript has 5 exons. Bases 29 to 562 code for a protein of 177 amino acids. The record is from RefSeq and is a predicted model, not a curated record. Gene Ontology annotation, molecular function: hydroxyisourate hydrolase activity. Gene Ontology annotation, biological process: purine nucleobase metabolic process.
CCACUUUAGAUCUUAUUUAUAAGUGAACAUGAGCACAUUCAAGCUGCAGCAACGGGAGAGACACAUAACCUCUGAAAGUACGCUGUUGGCUGCUGUCUGUUUCUGGCUGGAUUCUCCCAUUGCCAUGCCUGUUGUACCACGACAUACCACCUGUCUCCUGUUCAUGCUCCAUGUCCUGUUCUACUCAAGCCGAGCUAUCACAAUCAUGUCAGGCUCCCCUAGCCCUCUAACCACUCACGUGUUGAACACGGCCCUGGGUGUCCCAGGCUCAAACGUGAACCUCAAGCUUUUUCAACAAGAUCCUUCAACCAGUGCCUGGCACUUGAUAACCACAGGGACAACAAAUAAGGAUGGGCGAUGUCCAGGGCUGAUCACACAGCAGCAGUUCAAAUCUGGUGUGUACAAAUUGCAUUUUGAGACCAGUCAGUACUGGGCCAGUAUGGGACAGGCAUCCUUCUAUCCCUAUGUGGAGAUUGUUUUCACUGUGACUGACCCGGACCAGAUGUACCAUGUCCCUUUGCUGCUGAGUCGUUUCUCCUACAGCACCUAUAGAGGGAGCUAGAGAGCCACUAUCGAGACCUAUAUCACUGCUUUAAGAGCGACUAUUCCAGAUGUAUUUGUUUAUCUUGCUUAAACAAAGUCUGUAAAAAUAAAAUUCAAAUGUUUCUCAAACAGAUUAAACGGUAUGAUGAAGUAUUGUAAUCGAGCGAAUGAUGAUCUGAAUAAAGCAUUUGA